Eurytemora carolleeae is the source of this 354-nucleotide messenger RNA. RefSeq lists its product as uncharacterized. NCBI's taxonomy places the organism in Eukaryota, Metazoa, Arthropoda, Copepoda, Calanoida, Temoridae. The transcript is spliced from 5 exons. The coding region runs from base 1 to 354 and encodes 117 amino acids. The record is from RefSeq and is a predicted model, not a curated record.
AUGAUGAUGAUUUUUAACUUUGAUUUUGUUAAUGGUAGACAGGAGUUUACAGAAGAAAUCCCGUUUCAGAAGAAUUGCAAGGAACCUAAGUGUAGAUAUGAUCUUUCUCUCUUUGCUUCUGUUCUAGAAAAUGAAGCUGAAGGUUUUAUUAUUGGUAAAUACGGGAGGCUGACACUAGAAAUAAUGAUAAACCAUGAGAGUGGUGAGCCGGCCUAUAGACCUAGAUUAAAUAUCAGGUUUCCUAAAUCAUUGGAGCUAAUUAGAGAUAUCAGCAGUUGUAGCUUAAAGGAACUAGAAGAUAGUAAACUGUUGGUUUGUAAUCUAGCUGUUGUUUAUCUAGGAACUAGUAGAUAG